AUGUCGUCGCACCACGACUCACAAACUAGGUACAUUGGCCAGUCUGGUCGCCAUUACAGCGUCGAAAAGGUGCUUCAGGAAGAAACAUCUCCAGUACGCCGAGUCUACUUAGCUACUGCCAGCAACCAAAAGUUCAUACUCAAGUAUGUUCACGAAGUCAAUUUCGAGGACCUUCAAGACAUAAACAAUAGGUUACGCGGUAGCGCUAAACAUGUCCGCCUCGUCAAUGAUACUAUCUCUGAGAACUCCAUGUUCGUUUUCCAGUACUUUGCCGAUCAUCUCCUCAGCCUCGCUCAGAAGGACUUGCCCCUCGCAGUGACAAAGCAGAUCCUGAAAGAUGCACUUCGUGGAAUCGCUGAACUCCAUGACCAGGAUAUUGUCCACACGGAUAUCAAACCGGACAAUGUUUUGAUCGACUGGAAAGAGCAUCAAGAUGGGAUAUUUAUCGAGCGAGUUCAGCUUGGGGAUCUUGAAGAUGCGGCACAUAUCCCUCCUGGAUCAGAUAUGAUCGGAAAACAGGCCGGUAACUGGAUGUGGAGGAGCCCUGAAGCACACGCCAGAGGACCGGUGAAUAAGCCGUCUGAUAUCUUCUCUUUCGCCCUUGUGUGCAUUUAUGCGGUGCAUAAACGCGUCAUCUUUGCUGUUGGGGAAGAGGAGCUGGACGAGGGUGUGGAGCCCUUGGCUGUAGUAAUCGAACGCCAAAUCUCGUAUUUUGCAGAUGAGGACGGACUAAGUGGAUUCCUGAGAAACCUCGGCGACAAUCCUUGGGUUCCCAUUUUUGAAGUAACUCGGAAUGGUUUCAAUAAAGACAAACCGCGUAGGCCAUUCUCUCUAUGGGACGGCGUCGACGAAGAUUUUAAAAGUCUUAUUUGUGCCAUGACGAAUUUCGAUCCGGAGAAGAGAAUUACGGCGCGCGAGGCAUUGGCACAUAAGUGGUUUGAGGGUGUGUAA
Molecule: messenger RNA, 951 nt
Organism: Exserohilum turcica Et28A
Lineage: Eukaryota; Fungi; Ascomycota; Dothideomycetes; Pleosporales; Pleosporaceae
Exons: 5
Coding region: 1-951 (316 amino acids)
Biological process (GO): mitotic DNA damage checkpoint signaling; protein phosphorylation
Cellular component (GO): cytoplasm; nucleus
Molecular function (GO): protein serine/threonine kinase activity; ATP binding
Source: RefSeq, a predicted model, not a curated record